Molecule: messenger RNA, 4678 nt
Organism: Drosophila ananassae
Lineage: Eukaryota; Metazoa; Arthropoda; Insecta; Diptera; Drosophilidae
Product: LIM and SH3 domain protein Lasp
Exons: 7
Coding region: 776-2875 (699 amino acids)
Cellular component (GO): focal adhesion
Molecular function (GO): actin filament binding
Source: RefSeq, a predicted model, not a curated record
CAAAUCCAAGAAAUAGUCCCAACCGCGGCGCCAUACUGCUUCAACCAACAAGCUGAACGAACGUGCGUCGCGGACUAACGCGUUAGUUUUUGUUUGUGUCGCGCUGAUUGAAUUGAAAUUCGUGGUGAAAAUCGGUUCUUCUCUUGAAAUUGAAAUAAUUGUGAAGUUGAGGCGCACACCUGUUGACCCUGGUGACGCCCACGCCAAGCAGCUACUCUUGUUCUUCCUGCACCGCUCCGUGUACCGCUGCGCGCGUCGCUUUCUCACCUGCAGCGCAGUCGCAGCAGCAACAGCAGCCGCAGCAGCAGCCGAUUGCUAAACAAAAAAAUAAAGUGUGAUUUUUACGGAUCCAAGUUUUAUAUAAUAACAUCACAAAAAGCAACAACACACAACAACUCAGCAAACCUGUUACUAGCUGUUACCAGCUUCGAAUCCGAUUCCGAAUCCCCAUAAUAGUGUGAAACAAAUUCUCGGCCCCAUAACUACACACACAACAAUAUAAUCCCAUUCCCAUAGUUCCGAUCCGAUCAGACAUCUCUACUAUAUAAAAUACUAUACCUCCUACCCCCUCUAUAUCUUUCCCCCACCCCCUGUCAUCAUCGUUCGAAAUGCAAAAUUGAGUGGAGUUCUACGGUGGAGUGGAGUGCAGAGUUAAGCAAAAAAAAAAAAAAGUUAAUAAAUCGUGGCUUUUUGGUGUAAAUAGAAGUGCUUCUACACACACACACACCCAUACACUAAAGAAGGCAGGCCAGGAUCCAAGAGCGGAGGAGCCAAAAUGAAUAAAACCUGUGCGCGUUGUCAGAAGGUGGUCUAUCCCAUCGAGGAGCUCAAGUGUCUGGAUAAAACAUGGCACAAAACGUGUUUCAAAUGCACAGAAUGCGGCAUGGCCCUCAAUAUGAAAACCUACAAGGGCUACAACAAAAUGCCCUACUGCGAGGCACACAUACCCAAAGCCAAGGCAACUGCCAUUGCAGAUACGCCCGAACUGAAACGGUUUGCCGAAAACACGAAAAUCCAAUCGAACGUUAAAUACCAUGCUGACUUUGAGAAGGCCAAAGGCAAAUUUACACAGGUGGCUGAUGACCCGGAAACGCUGAGGAUCAAACAGAACACGAAGCACAUAUCGAAUGUGGCCUAUCACGGCGAUCUGGAGAAGAAGGCUGCCAUGGAGAAGCAACGUGGCUCCGCCGAGGUCUCCGACAGCAGCAAUGAAUCGGAAUAUUUCUCUGAGCAAUUGGCAGCUGAACAAUUCUCGCAAUAUGCACCCACAGCCUCACCCAUACCGCCAGCCGUGUCACUACACCAGCAACAGCAACACCAACAACAGCAGCUGCAACAACAAUACCAGCAACAGUUGCAGCAACAACAUCAACACUAUCUGCAACAGCAGCAACAGACUCUGCCACCGCCACCCAUACAACAUCAGCAAUACAACACAGCGGCCAUAACGCCCACAUACCAACAACUCCAACAACAACAGAGAGCACAACAGCAACAUCAGCAACAGCAGCAACAGUUGCACGAUCCCUAUGCCCACUACCAGCAACCACAGGCGUUGCGCCAACAGCAUCAACAGCAGCAACAGCAAGCCAUUAAACAAGCCUCACAUCUGUAUCCCACAGCAACAUCCCAGCAGCAUCAGCAGCAGCAACAUCAUCAGCAGCAGGUGCAGCAACAGCAACAUCAGCAGCAACAGGCGGCAGCUUUGAAUCCCCAGCAGCAGGCUCUCAACAGCUACAAUGAGAUGCGCUCGGCCAUACUCCAGAACUCGCAUCAUCCCAGCGGCAAUGCCGUGGAUCAGUACGAUCAGCAGCAGCAUCCGUCGCAGCAUCAGCUGCAACAGCACAGCAGCAGCAACACGGCAACAGUGCAACAGCAGCAGCAAUCGCAUCACAGUUUGUUGAACAACAAUCCCAGCAACGGCGGAGGCAGUUCGCAGAACAACCACGCCGCCAUCAACAACAAUAAUGGCCAUGGAUCCAACAGCCAGAUGUUGCCACCACAGCAGAUGCGUGGCGGCAGCAACACCGAUGUGGCCCAGAUGAGAAGCAAGCAUAAUGUGACUGGAGGACCAGGAUCGGGCACAGGCAUCGCCGCCCAGAAUCAUCUGCAGCAGCUGUAUGCCUCACCCAACUACGCCACGGUGACGCCAUCGGAGAACGCCAUCGCUGCCCAGAAUCAUCUGCAGCAGAUAUAUGCCUCGCCCAACUAUGCCGCUGCGACGCCAUCGGAGAACGCCAUGAAUGUGAAGGCGCACUCGAGCAACGGACAUGUCCCCAGCCAGCAGCAACUGAUGGCCGCCGGCGGAGGUGGAGGUGGUGGCGGCGCCUCCAACAAUAUCGGGAAGAUAGCCGACUACGAUCCGUUGACGGAUGGACCGCGAGCGGUGCCCACAGCCGGACGUUCCAGCACCACUCUGGUCUACAGCUCCGAGCCGCGCGGCAUUGCAGGUGGCAACAGUGUCUACCCGAAGAGAAUUGGCUCCAUUUCGGACAUCGAUCCGGCCAAUGGGAUCUAUGGAUCGCUCACCAGUGCCGAGCAGGCCCACCAGCAGAAGCAACAGCAGUACUACCAACAGGUCCAGAUGAUGCAGCAACAGGAGCAUCCUCCACAGCAGCAGCAGCAGCAGCAGAUGCGCCAGCAACCAUCCUAUGUCUCGCUGCAGGAUAAACAGUCGCGCCAGAGCACAGCUUUGCGCGUCUAUCGGGCCAUCUACGACUAUGAGGCGCAGGACGUCGACGAGGUUAGCUUCCGCGAGGGCGAUGUCAUCUUCGAGGUGGAGUCGAUCGAUUCUGGCUGGAUGACCGGUCGGGUGGAGAGGACCGGCAAGACCGGCAUGCUGCCCGCCAACUAUGUGGAGCAGGCGGUUAUAUAAUAGGGAAUGUUCUACUACUGCUGCUGUCGCCAGCAGUUUGUGGUGAUCCUCGUCUGCCUGCUCUACAUCCUGCUCGUUCUGGUCUUCUUUGUCAACGUUUUUGUCGCGGAUCGCAAUAUGCACGCGAAUCUAAUGAUGAGAAACUCACAUGGGCAUGGUCAUGGCGGAGGCAUAGGAGGAGGAGUGGGCGGCGGAAUGGGCGGAGCACCGUCCGGCGGUCACCACAAUCACAAUCCGUACGACAUGCAUGGCUACAACCACUACAGCAACUAUCAUCCGCAAGUGGAUCCCAAGCAGCAGCAGGACAUGGCCAGGAAGACGCCGAACCAACAGCAGGCCGAGCAGGACAUCUACUACUAUUUCAAUCACGUAUUCAGGCGACGAAGGCGAUGAAGGGAGGAUGAUGAUGACGGGUACCUCAACCCGCCCAAAUCUUAGUGCAUUAACUUAUACUACACACACACACACACCCCCAAAAUACAUAAAUAGUUAUAUAAUUACUAUAUAUAUGAAAUAUAUAUUUAUAGCCAAGGCAGCGAGUUAUGUAAAAAGCGCGAGGUGGAGAUACGUUUUGUAAAAUUGAAUAGUAACCCAACCAAGAACCAACAAUCUGAUAUCCAUACUACUAUACUAUAUAUUAUAUAGUGAAUAAAAGAGUAACCACACCGGAGAAUCGUCAGAUAUAUAUGCCAUUUGGAUCAUAGAUCUGUAUCGAUUCGCAGGCUUCUGAAUUCUGAGGGCGACCAAGCUAGCCCAGCCAAGUAUGCAUUUAUCUACAGGCCCUUAGAGGAAUCAAAUUUAUAAAGAUAUUUAUUGAAGGAUAUACAACCUAAUCAGCUAACCUAGUGCUCUAUAUAGCUAACCAAUAAUAUACAGCUUUUUUAGCCCAGAGCAUGUUAAGGAGAACGUUUUCUAAUUAAAUUAGAAUUUCACUAAAAAAAAAUAAUCAAUAUACAAUAUAUAAUGGGGCUUCUGGCUACUAAGGAUUUCCCCCUCCAUGUUUUCUUAGGCUUUUUUAAAAAGCUUUUUGCACUAGCCUAGUUCAGAGUCCAUAGUCCAUACUCUGAUUUCGAUUUGGAUAUGGAAUUGGAUUCUUUAUCCCUACAAUUUUGUCAAUUUAUUCGUGUAGAAGAGCUCCUCCGGCUCCGGAUCCGGGCAAAGGCAAAAGAUUUGUUCUUGUUUUUUUUUUCUGUGGGGGAAAUACGUGUUUUAAUCUAUAUAUAUAUGAUCUAUAUAUAAUCUAUAUAUAUAUUCUUUUUUGUUAAGAAGUUAAGAAAAUGAUAAUAUUGUUUGUUUCUCUAGCGUUAAAUUAUGAAGAAAAGUAAAUGGGGAAAAUAAUUGUUUCGUUUCACAAAAGAAAUCCUUGAAAGUGCCUUUAAUUUGCUAAAAAGUGUUUUUUAGAUAAAAACCAAUUUAUUAGGUUACCAAUAAUGCAUUAUAGAUCGCAAUUAAUAUACUAACUAACUUAUACAUCCAAGAUAACAAUAUUGAGAACGAAUUUCAGAUGCGAAUUAGGGGAAUACAGAAGAUAGUUUAUAAUGUGAUUGGAGUAAUGUUUUUCUAUGGCAAGUCAAGCUACAUUAACGUAUUAUUAACUUAAUUACACACACUCACCACACACUUGCAUUGGAAUUUAGACCGCUAUUAACGCAUUAUGGCAUUAUGCCUUCGAGAAAUGCUUCGAGUGCAGAAAUCACCCAACAAUUACACCAACUAAUCUAAUCUUAUCCUCAAACUGAAGCAGCGCCAAAGGCUUCGUUUUGUGAACGUGUUACAAAUAAAAUAAAAACUUAUGAAAAUCUU